CUAUGAUGCCACCAUACGGGGCUCCAGUUCCAUACCCGACUCUAUAUUCACCGCCAGAAGUUUAUGCUCUUCCCGGCACUCCUAUGGUAGUCCGCCAGAAGGGAGCAUCAAGUUCAGGGAAUGACGGUAACACUACUCAAAGUGCUGAGAGUGAGAAUGAUGGUUCUUUAGAUGCCAAUUUGCAGAAUGACAAGUCGAGGAAUCCUGUUGUUCAUACGCCUCUGCUACCGCUAAAAAUGUAGGGGUAGAAAUGCAAUCGAAUCUGCCUGGUGCUCAUCAAACAGCGGUCCCACCACCGAUAAUGGGACAGUGGCCACGCGUAAGAGAAUCUUAUUUUACAUGGUGGAGAGAGCACUUGAAAACGGAUUUGUCAGGAUACCAGUCUCAUAUCUUACAAGCAGUAGUUUGUACCUCAUAU
Molecule: messenger RNA, 418 nt
Organism: Helianthus annuus (common sunflower)
Lineage: Eukaryota; Viridiplantae; Streptophyta; Magnoliopsida; Asterales; Asteraceae
Product: G-box-binding factor 1-like
Exons: 4
Coding region: 3-242 (79 amino acids)
Source: RefSeq, a predicted model, not a curated record